Molecule: messenger RNA, 987 nt
Organism: Lithohypha guttulata
Lineage: Eukaryota; Fungi; Ascomycota; Eurotiomycetes; Chaetothyriales; Trichomeriaceae
Exons: 1
Coding region: 1-987 (328 amino acids)
Cellular component (GO): cytoplasm
Source: RefSeq, a predicted model, not a curated record
AUGGCAGCUGCAAUCAUUCCAGAAGGUAUACAGGAUGACAAGGCGCAGCACGUCGUUCCAUUCAUACUCGACCUCCUCCACCAACACGAAGCGAAGCACGCCUCUUCCAAGCCUUUCACACCUGUGCCGCCGCUGAUCGUAGGCCUAACGGCUCCUCAAGGUGCUGGCAAAUCUCUGCUUGUUUCAUUACUUCACAAAUCCUUGACUUCCACACCCCAUUAUCUUCUCACCACGAUCUUCUCCCUAGACGACUUCUAUCUUCCGCACGACGGACUACAGUCACUGGCUCGAGCGAACCUUGAAAACCCACUCUUGCAGCACCGUGGUCAACCGUCAACCCACGACAUACCACUUGUACGGUCAGUGUUCGCCAGUCUGAGAGAGAACAAGUCCACCAAGAUCCCACAGUUCAACAAGGCAGCCUACAAUGGGCAGGGUGAUCGUGUGCCAGAGUCGGACUGGUUAGAAGUGAACACAGAGUCAGCCAAUCCAGUCCGCAUAGUGCUUUUCGAGGGCUGGUGUGUCGGUUUCCGGCCCAUCUCUGACGAAGCUGUCAAGCAAAAGCACGAGGCUGCUUCCAAGCUGGCACAAGAGCCUGACUCAAAUUACAAGGGUCGUCUAGGCCACAAUGCCCUACAGAACCUGAGUACGAUCAAUAACUCAUUGAAACAAUAUGACGAGAUCACCUCCCAAUUCGAUGGAUUGAUCCACAUAGACGCUGAAGACCCUCUGUUCGUGUAUGAAUGGAGGCAGGAACAGGAACAUAAUAUGAUCAAAGCCAAAGGAAGUGGUAUGACCGACGAAGAAGUGAAGAACUUUGUUGACGGCUAUUAUCCUAGCUAUGAACUGUAUGUUGACGGGAUGAGAGCAGGUGUGUUCAAGACAUUAGCCCAAGAUGGCUUGAGGGAGGAGCAAGAUGUACAAAGCCGUCAGUUGAGGUUGAUUGUAGGUAAAGAUCGCAAGGUUAAAAAAGUAGAGCGCAUUUGA